AAAGAAACUUAAACCUCAGACGGAAACGUACAGUGGAAAAACAACUUUUCCACUCCACGUUUGUCAGGGACAUUUUAAUAAAGUUUUGUUUUCAAAGGACGAUGACGUAGAAGUCGGGUGUAGGUUUGUUUCAGCGGCGGGAGUGACAGGAGAGCAAGUUUGCAAAUCAGCUGGCGUGAUAUUUAUUGAAAUGUUAAAAGCGCUAGCAACAAAUGGACGAAACCUCGGCUUUGUUAAUACAGAACCCAUUGCUUCUACCUCAGAAUAGAGAAAAAACUGUUUACGAUGGGUUUAUUACAGCUCAGGAGAAGGAUUUCAGGAUAAGAAUAAUAUUACCACCAGAUCGUCAACUCAGAGAGGCAAGACUGCAGUGCUGCUGGCAACUAAAGCAGUUGUUGCAUGAAUAUCAUCAUAUUAUAAAGCAGAGAUUACAUCAGUCUUCAGAUCUGGCUAGUUUUAUAUUAGAGCUGAAAACUGUCCUGGAAUUGGCUUUGAAGAACAGGCAGGGAAUUCAGACACUCCCCCCUCCUGAGUACUAUGCACAGCUUAUAAAAGAAAUAGAAUGCCUUGGAUGGGAUAAACUUGUGUUCAUCGACACUGAAUUUAGCACUCUGAAGCUGAAGGCUGAAGAUAAUUCCAGUCGGGAACAUCUGAUUACAAUUAAAUUAAAGGCCAAGUACCCUGCAGAACCUCCUGACUGUUCAGCAGAUUUGCCAGUCCCCUUCAUUAUCUCCUGGACCACGCAGAGCUCCCUUCCAAACAUUCAUAGCCAAUUUCUGGCAGUUUUGGAGUCAUUAAAGGAGUUUUGGGAUGUGCUGGAUGAAAUUGAUGAGAAGACCUGGGUUCUGGAGCCUGAGAAUCCAACAAGGAGUGCUACAAUGCGACGAAUUGCAAUAGGAAACAAUGUAUCUGUGAAUAUUGAGGUAGACCCAAGACAUCCUAAAAUGCUACCUGAAUGUUGUUUUCUUGGAGCUGACCAUGUUGUAACCCCAUUAAGGAAUAAACUGAAUGCCAAUAUACAUUUAUGGAAUCCUGAAUGUACUGUACUACAGAACCUGAUGGACAUUUUGGAAAUAGAAUUCCCUGCACCUGCAUCUCAACAAAAAGCGAAUUUCAGUAUGGAGUGUGGCAUUUGUUAUUCAUAUCGACUUGAUUCAGCCAUACCAGAUCAAGUGUGCAAUGAUCCACGAUGUGGUCAGCCUUUCCAUCAAGCCUGUCUAUAUGAGUGGCUGAGAGGGCUUCCCUCCAGUAGACAGAGUUUUAACAUCAUCUUUGGAGAGUGCCCAUACUGUUGUAAGCCACUUACAGUGAAAAUGACUACUAAGAAAUCGUAAAGAGCAGAUUUGUUCAGAUGCUGACUGGACCUGUGUAUCGACAGGUGCUUCAGUCUC
This is a messenger RNA of Lepisosteus oculatus (spotted gar), 1391 nucleotides long. It is a transcript of the gene fancl, whose product is annotated as FA complementation group L. Lineage: Eukaryota; Metazoa; Chordata; Actinopteri; Semionotiformes; Lepisosteidae. Gene Ontology annotation, cellular component: Fanconi anaemia nuclear complex; nucleus. The record is from RefSeq and is a predicted model, not a curated record. Gene Ontology annotation, biological process: protein monoubiquitination; interstrand cross-link repair. Gene Ontology annotation, molecular function: ubiquitin protein ligase activity.